This is a messenger RNA of Cylicostephanus goldi, 836 nucleotides long. The record is from the annotation of a GenBank genome assembly. NCBI's taxonomy places the organism in Eukaryota, Metazoa, Nematoda, Chromadorea, Rhabditida, Strongylidae.
CUGAGUGUUUUGCUUGCAGCUGACUAUUGGGUCGCCCUUUGUGUUCUUUACCGUCGACUUGUGGUUCUGAGCAUACAGCUGACAGAUGAUGAAGAUAUCACAAAAACCAAAAAUAACGGGCAAGUGUUUUUUCGAACAGGCAGCGUCGAUCCACAAAAAACAGCGUUAUUGUCGCGAUUAAUCACAUGCACAGGAAGUCAACGACGGCCAUUAGCCACUAUGAAUGGGGCACGUUGUUCAAUUGGGGCAUCAUUUGUUAACGGGAAAAUUAUUGUUUGCGGUAACAUUGAUGUGGAUGCAUUGGAAGAGGAAUGCUUAGGUGGCUAUGACCGUGGUGAAUGUUUGAAAUCUGUGGAAGAAUAUGAUGUGAUGAUUGGGGAAUGGAAGCAGUUGCAUUCUAUGAUAGAAGAACGAGGACGAUUUGACAGCGCUGUUCUGAAUGGAUUGGUCUAUGCUAUUGCCGGAAGUAAUGGCAACAACGAUCUGAAGACUGCUGAAGUUUUUAAUCCGAAGACCAACCAAUGGUCGCCGAUUCCACCGCUUAGUAAGCCGAGAAGCCAUAAUGAUCCUCAUUUUAUCCGACAUCGUGUCUAUCAAUAUUUAUAUGUUUGGGAACCAAUAGCACCCAUGGAGUUAGCUCGAUAUCAAGCAGGAGUUGUCGCUUGGCGCGGUCUCAUUGUAGCCUGUGGAGGAUGCGACAGAUGGAACUGCAUGGAUAGCGUGGAAGCCUAUGAUCCGAAAACGAAUACAUGGCGGAUGCUGUCGAAAUUGCGCACUGGCAGAAGAGGAUGUGCUGUUGCUGUUGUACGUGGUGAGUUUUUUUUUUGUUCUUGAGA